This is a messenger RNA of Trichomonas vaginalis G3, 357 nucleotides long. RefSeq lists its product as uncharacterized. The transcript has a single exon. Lineage: Eukaryota; Parabasalia; Trichomonadida; Trichomonadidae. The coding region runs from base 1 to 357 and encodes 118 amino acids. The record is from RefSeq and is a predicted model, not a curated record.
AUGAGUAAAAAGUCUGAAGAAGAUCUUAUCGAGGAAGCUCAAGUCAAAGCUUCUAUUUAUCAAAAUGAAAGUAUCCUUCAUGCAAUACACGAAAAUAUGGAUGUAGACUAUCAACAAUUUCUACAAACAAUGCCAUUAUUUUCAACAGGCGAAGAUUUAACAUAUAUUAACAAAAUAGAGCAAGAAUUAAAUAAAAUGCGUGAAGAUCGUAUUGGAGAAGAUCCAAUUGAAUGGCCAAGGCUUAUAUUGUAUACAUGUGCACAAUUCCAGGAAAGAAACGAGCUACGAUCAAAACUUGAACAUAUAAAUGAAGAGAAGAACCGAAUGAGGAAUAUGAUAAGCCAUGGUAUGAAUUAA